This is a messenger RNA of Xenopus laevis (African clawed frog), 2592 nucleotides long. RefSeq names its product paraoxonase 2 S homeolog (gene pon2.S). Lineage: Eukaryota; Metazoa; Chordata; Amphibia; Anura; Pipidae. The record is from RefSeq and is marked provisional. Gene Ontology annotation, biological process: response to toxic substance. Gene Ontology annotation, molecular function: arylesterase activity.
GCUGAUUGCGCGACGGUGCAGCAAUGGGGAAACUGCUGAAAGUGACGCUCGUUGGCAUCCUGCUGGCCUUUGUAGGGGAGAGGAUCGUGCAGUUUUGCCAUCGAGCAAACAUCUUUAGAAAAGUAGAUCCAGUAGAUCUUCCUAAUUGUCAGCUUUUAAAAGGAAUUGAAUUUGGAUCUGAAGAUAUUGAGAUCCUUCCAAAUGGGCUGGCAUUUAUUAGCUCUGGUUUGAAAUAUCCUGGCGUCAUUAGCUUUCAGCCUGACAAACCGGGAGAAAUCUUUCUGUUGGAUCUGAAUGAUGAAAAGCUACAGCCGGUUUCAUUGCGUUUCAGUAGAGGAUUUGACUAUUCCACGUUUAACCCUCAUGGAAUGAGCAUCUACAUAGAUCCAAAAGAUGAUACUGUUUAUCUGUUUGUGGUGAAUCAUCCUCACUAUAAAACCACUAUUGAGCUGUUUAAGUUUGAAGAAGAGGAAAAUGUUCUUUUGCACUUGAAAACCAUUAAACAUGAUUUACUGUGGAGUGCAAAUGAUAUUGUUGCUGUUGGACCCGAAAGCUUUUAUGCCACCAACGAUUUAUACUUCACAGACUUCACCAUGAAACAUCUGGAGAUGUUUCUGGGAAUUGCUUGGUCAAAUGUCGUCUAUUACAGUCCCGGUGAAGUGAAACAAGUGUCAUCAGGAUAUCACUGCGCCAAUGGAAUAGCAAUGUCAACAGAUAAUAAGUAUAUCUAUGUUGCGGAUGUAAUGGGCCACACAAUUACCAUGAUGGAAAAGCAAGCAGAUUGGUCAUUGAGUCCAGUAAAGGUCCUGCAAUUAGAUACGCUUUUGGACAACCUGUUCGUAGACCCAAAUACAGGAGAUAUUUGGACCGGAGGCCACCCAAAUGGCUGGAAGUUGUUUUCUUAUAAUUCUGAUGAUCUUCCUGGAUCUGAGGUUAUCCGUGUACAGAAUAUUCAUUCGGAUAAUCCUAUAGUGACUCAAGUCUAUGUGAACAAUGGUUCUGUAAUCCAGGCCUCAUCCUCUGCUGGAGUCUACGAGGGAAAACUGCUGAUCGGCACAGUGUUCCACAAAGCUUUGUGCUGUAAGCUUAGUUAGCUUCUUACCCAGGGGCAUUUCAGGGGCUGCUGCUGCCUGCCACCCCCUCCCGCUCCGCGCUUCUAACUUCUAGCGUCGGAACGGGGGCUGCAUCGUUAGUGCAACGACCGCUAUUGCACUUGUUGCUCUAGCAGAACCGAAUUUCCAUUUUUAAAAACAGAAAUUCAGCUCUUAAAAGUUACCAGAGGCGGCUUUUUGCCGCCUCUGGUAACUGGCUGCUCCGUGACGCCUGAGAAAGCAGCAGCCCUGUUCUUACCAACUGGAGGAGCAGCAGCACAAGCAACUAAACAAUCCAAUGGAUUUCUAUCUGUGAAAAUAACUUAAUUAUUCAAAUUGUGUAAAGUUUGUAACAAGGCAGAAUAAACCACUGGGCAACACUUCCUAUCGGAUGGAUUACCUUGAAAAUUGAAAUAAUACUGGUUAAAGGGGAACUAUAGUGCAUACUGAAGUAAGAAACUUUCUAAAUACAAUCAAUAAAAAUUCUGACUUGUUUCUGAAAUAAUCAAGUUUAUAUUCACUAUUCCUCUCUCAGCAUCUGUUUCUCUUCAUUCUGUCUUCAUUCAGGAGUUGGGUGUCAGAUAUUCAUUGACAGUUAGAUCCAAUAUAUCUUAUAGGGGAGCGUCCUUUCCUAGCAGAUGUAUUGGAGCUCAUUCAAAUAACUGAUUCCAGUACAAACAAAAUCUAACAAAAUAACUGCCUUUUACACACAUUCUGCAUGUAGAGAGACAGGAUUUCUGGUGACUUAAAUAGAGUGAGCUCUAAUACAUCUUCUAGGCAAAAGGAGCCCCCCUAUAAGAUAUAUUGGAUCAUUCAUCCUGAGUGAAGACAGAAUGAGGAGAAACAGAUGCUGAGAGAGGAAUGGUGAACAUAAGCUUGAUUAUUUCAGAAACGGUACAGAGGUUUCAAUUGAUUGUAUUUUGAAAGUUUCUUAUUUCAGUAUGAUGAUGCUUACAUUACAUUUUUGCAAUAGUUCCCCUUCAAGGUGAUAAAUAGAACAACAGACAUUAUAACUAAUAAUUUCUACAUCAUCCAAAUCCUUAUGCAAAAGCAAAUAAAUUCAGUUUUUAUGACUUGAUCCUUAAUAACAUGCAGUCAGUCUAUCGUGUUCUGUACAUCGCCGUUAGUCAAUGCACAGUGUCUGGGAAUGAAAAUUUCAAAUUAAUCAACAGAAUUCAGAUUGAUUUUCGAUGAUUCACAUCCAUUUUACAAAUCAUCUUCCCACACUGCAGCACUCUCAUUUUACAGAGGAUGUAUACCCCUGUGGUCAACAAAUAGGAAUUAUAUUUUAGCCCUAGUGUUUUUAUUAGGUAAGUGAUUUUUGGUAUUUCUUCAACUAAACAUUGAAAAUGGAACUUCUUUCAGUUUCUAAUUUCCUGUUUCUUGGAGCAAUUGUGGGAGAAUGCGGUUUAUCACAUUAACAGUGCACCUGUUGCCUAUCAGUAUGACCUGCUCUUUAUAGUAAAUGUCCUGCUCUUUAUAAUAAAAAAAUCUGAAAAUA